CCAACCCGACCAUUCACUUUCGACAGCUCUCUCUCUAAAUUCUCCAUUUUAUUCGUUUCUUUACAUUCCAAAAGUACAGUCGUUCUUCAGCACUGCUAAGCAAUCGGCAAAAGCCAAAAAGCGUUCACAUUCGUUCAUUUUCGAAAACAAAGGUUAUCAGCAAAAGGAUGAUUGCCAAACUUACUGAGGACCAGCGUACGGAGCAGCUGAAGCCGCUGUUCGCAAAUGGCUGGACAAUGGUUGAGGGGCGCGACGCCAUAUAUAAGGAGUAUCUAUUUUCGGAUUUUAAUGAAGCUUUCGGGUUCAUGACGCGCGUAGCGCUAAAGGCUGAUAAAAUGGACCAUCAUCCGGAGUGGUUCAACGUGUACAAUAAGGUGCAGGUAACCCUAGCUACCCACGAUUGCGGUGGAUUAAGUGAGCGAGAUGUGAAACUAGCUCAGUUUCUCGACAAGGUCGCUACUGUUGCUAAGUGAAGCGAAUAUGAGAACCUACGAAGGCGUGGAAAUCUAGAGGCAGACAUAUGAUUGUUACAACAAUAAGACGGUUGGGAAAUAAAUCGAAUGCGAUCAGAUCGCGUUGUCUUAA
This is a messenger RNA of Anopheles nili, 585 nucleotides long. It is a transcript of the gene Pcd, whose product is annotated as pterin-4-alpha-carbinolamine dehydratase. NCBI's taxonomy places the organism in Eukaryota, Metazoa, Arthropoda, Insecta, Diptera, Culicidae. Gene Ontology annotation, biological process: tetrahydrobiopterin biosynthetic process. The transcript is spliced from 2 exons. The record is from RefSeq and is a predicted model, not a curated record. The coding region runs from base 168 to 473 and encodes 101 amino acids. Gene Ontology annotation, molecular function: 4-alpha-hydroxytetrahydrobiopterin dehydratase activity.